AUGAGCGUUGUGCAAGACGCCAUCUGCGUGACGAGUCUGACGCCACUGCUCUGUGGCUCGGCGGAGGCCGUCCUCGCGGGGAAGACUCUGUCGCCGCAGGACAAGGUUCGGCAGUUCGUGGAGGAACAGGAGUCUCUGCAUCUGCCCCCCGCUAACGCAGCGGCAGACGCGGCACUCCUGGAGUGCGUGCACGACGCCGUUUUUUUGGGUUUUCACGAGGAAAACGACGACACGAGUAACGCUGUCCCCCUCAUGGACGAGGCGUUGUCGGACGCCAAAGAGGCAGCCUCCAGCCGGCGAAAUGGGAGGAAGCAGCCGCCAGCGUCUCGCAAGAGAAAACGUCAAGGUAAGUGUGCGGGGUGCGACGCGGAUGACCCCCUGCUUCUCUUCCGCCGUUCACAGAAGGCCCUACGAAAUGAGGCACGCCACGUCAAUAUGAAGGAGGUCCUUUCGCGCUCCCUUUCGGGAAUACUCGACGGGUCGAGUGAGGGGAGCAAUCCCUUUUCGCCAACGGCCGGGUCACAGUUGUCUUCUGCUUGGUCCCCCUUAGUUGCCAGUGACAUCACCAGUCGAUUCCUCUCCAAUGUGCAGCAGCAGAAAAAACAGAACUUUGAGCGACUGUUGCAGAAGGAGAUUGCGAACUCUCAGCUUUCCAUCUCCCGACUAACCACCGACGACGGGGAAUCCGACAAUGGCAUGCCAGAACUUGUCAUUGGGGACGAAACAGCCGUUAUGGAGCCACCAUCGAUGGAGAACGAUGCUCUCCUCAUAGAUACUGGUGCAACUUCAUCCCAGACGGAUACGCUUCUGUUGGGUAACACCACCUCUCGAGGGUUUGUGGAACUAGACGAGGAGGCGGAGCAGGCGCAAUCGGAGGCGCUACUGCGCAAGCAUGAGCUGUGGCGUUUAAGACAGAAACACUUGCGGGAGCAGCUUCGUGAGGAGGAAACUGUCCUGCAACUAAAGCGGGGAGAUCAUCAGACAACAUUAAAUGGGCAAACCUCAUCGACACAGUCGACGAUGAACGUCACCACCAAUUCGACUUACUCGCUUUCUGCGACACGCGUCACCGCAGCAGAUGUGGAUGGAUCCACGGAACCCCUCAUGCUGGCGCAGUGCAGCAUUAUUCAACGCUCACAAAGCCUUGCAUCUGGACUCUCCGCCGAUCAUAUUGACAUGAUCCGCCGUGCAAAUCAUUUUGGUAAUACUUCAAGCCAGCGUGUUGUCGUUUUUAAGACGAAGAACAGCAAAAAGUAG
Trypanosoma rangeli is the source of this 1257-nucleotide messenger RNA. RefSeq lists its product as uncharacterized. The coding region runs from base 1 to 1257 and encodes 418 amino acids. Lineage: Eukaryota; Euglenozoa; Kinetoplastea; Trypanosomatida; Trypanosomatidae. The transcript has a single exon. The record is from RefSeq and is a predicted model, not a curated record.